UGCCGAAUGAAUAGGGGAGGCUGAUAAACCCAUCACCUGCCGGUAGCUUCGUUGCAAAAGUCUGUACGUCUCCAAAGACUAAGGGAACAUGGUGAAUCAGGGGGAAGAUGUCUGCUGGCAGUCAAGUAAAAGCGAUUCAAGUGGUGCCAGUAAUAGCGGAGAGAGUUCCAAGGAAAGCUCCCGAUGUUCCACGCCCGUUCUGGAUGCAGACCGCAAAGACAGGCUCCGGGACAAGAUGAGGCGCAGGAUAGAGGCGGGAGACCACUGGUUCUCCCUAGAGUUUUUCCCCCCUCGCACAUCCAGUGGCGCAGUCAAUCUGAUCUCCAGGUUUGACCGUAUGGGUUCUGGAGGCCCCCUCUUCAUUGAUAUUACCUGGCAUCCAGCAGGAGACCCUGGCUCUGAUAAAGAGACAUCCUCCAUGAUGAUCGCCAGCACAGCAGUCAAUUACUGUGGUCUGGAGAGUGUUCUACACCUAACCUGCUGCCAACAAACCAAAGAGAAGAUCACUGCUCACCUCAGCAAGGCCAAGCGCCUUGGUCUGAAGAACAUCAUGGCCCUAAGGGGAGAUCCAGUGGGAGAAGACUGGGAAGAUGAGGAUGGCGGCUUCAACUAUGCCACAGACCUUGUCAAGCACAUACGCUGCGAGUUUGAUGAUUAUUUUGACAUCUGUGUAGCUGGAUAUCCUACAGGUCACCCUGAAGCUGAAAGCUAUGAGGAUGAUUUGAGGCAUCUGAAGGAGAAGGUGGAAGCAGGAGCAGACUUCAUCAUCACUCAGCUCUUCUUCAGAGCAGAAACUUUCCUUAAAUUCGUCAGAGACUGUCGUGCCAUUGGCAUCACCUGCCCCAUCCUGCCGGGAAUCUUCCCUAUCCAGGGGUACCAGUCUCUGCGUCAGCUUGUGAAGCUUUCCAAACUGGAGGUACCAGAGGAGAUCAAACAGGUGAUUGAGCCCAUUAAGGAAAAUGAUGCAGCUAUCCGUAACUACGGUAUCCAGCAGGCAGUGGAGAUGUGCAAGGAGCUGUUGACCAGUGGAGAUGUGCCGGGUCUGCAUUUCUACACCCUGAACAGAGAGGUGGCCACCAUGGAGGUGCUGCGACAGCUUGGACUGUGGGUAGAGGAUCCGCGACGACCUCUACCCUGGGCAAUCAGUGCUCAUCCGAAACGCAAAGUGGAGGAUGUCAGGCCCAUCUUCUGGGCCUCCCGACCCAAGAGCUACAUCUACAGAACUCAGGACUGGGACGAUUUCCCUAAUGGCCGAUGGGGUAACUCGGCCUCCCCGGCAUUUGGUGAGUUGAAUGAUUACUAUCUCUUCUAUCUGACGAGUAAAUGCUCCAAAGAAGCACUUCUGCAGAUGUGGGGAGAGGAGCUCACCAGUGAGCAGAGUGUAUUUGAGGUCUUCACCAACUACAUCACAGCGCAGCCUAAUAGCAAUGGACACAAGGUUAUGUGUCUACCAUGGAAUGACGACCCAUUGGCUCCAGAGACAAACUUACUGAAAGAUCAGCUGGAGAAAGUGAACCGUAGAGGUGUCCUCACUAUCAACUCUCAGCCCAACAUUAAUGGCAAGCCUUCCUCUGACCCAGUGGUGGGCUGGGGCCCUCCCGGUGGCUACGUCUUUCAGAAGGCGUAUCUGGAAUUUUUCACCUCGAGUGAGAAUGUAACUGCACUUCUCACAGUCCUGAAGAAAUAUGAGCCACGAGUCAACUAUCACAUCGUCAAUGUGCAGGGCAAGAAUAGAACCAACGCUCAUGAAAUGCAGCCCAAUGCUGUGACAUGGGGGAUCUUCCCAGGCAGAGAGAUUGUCCAACCAACAGUGGUGGAUCCAGUGAGCUUUAUGUACUGGAAGGAUGAAGCGUUUGCUCUGUGGAUUGAGCAGUGGGCGAAACUCUAUGAGGAGGAAUCUCCCUCAAGAAUGAUAAUUCAGUACAUCCAUGACAACUAUUUCCUUGUCAACCUGGUGGACAAUGACUUUCCCUUGGAUAACUGCCUAUGGCAAGUGAUAGAAGACAUGUUUGAGGUGCUAGAUGCUCCACCAGAGACCCUGGACCAAGGAAAUGAGUGAACAUUGUAAACACUCACACACACGCACACACACACACUCACACUCACACACAACCCAAUCUUUUGCUGCUAGUAAAGACUGGAUUACCAAGUAUGCAAACUCACACAGUGCCUCACUACAUGGUAUUACAAGGUAUAUUUUGGCAAUAAUUUCUUCCUUUUAGAUUUCAGGUGAAGAUUGCAUAGGGAUUUGAAUGAGAUAACAGUGAAGGGCAGAGGGAUGGGUGAGAGAGGACAGUGGACAGAGGGAUGGAUGAAAGGAAUGCAUUGUACUGUGUGUUCUUACCAUGGAUACGUGAUAUACCUUAAAUGAAUUUUUGUACAUUUUUAACAGUGCAUAUUUUCACUAUUUAUGUUCAGUAUUUCAUGUAUGAUUACUGUCAAAAACACAGCAUAUGACUUUUAAGGGUUUUUUUCCUAAUAUUGUUUUAUGUUUUGGCCAAACUUUUUAAGCAUCUUCAGAUGACUACAUUAGACAUAAUGGUCAGGUAAUGAACUGAUUUGUUAGUAUUGGUCUGAUCUGCUGAGCAAGACAAUGUAAAGACAUCAUCAUUGUGUUGUUGGUUUUUUUUUAAUUUUGUCUGAGACGGGCAGUGGCAUGGCUUUGGAAAGGGGUGUCCCCACACGUUUUUUAUGAUAGCCAAAACACAAUAAAAGCAUAUUCAGCUUUUAGAUAACUUGUUUUGUCUUUAUCUUAUCUCAGAACUAUUAGAUAUUUUAGGACAGGUUGUUGGAUGUUGUUUAUGUGCCCUGUUGGCAUCCUGAAUUUACCAUUUCAAAGUCCAGAUCAUGUUACCACAAGUGUUGGUUGUGUUUUAGAAUGAGGCCAUAUGCUGACGCUUUGAAAUUUCACUGGGUGACCCGAUUGGACCUUGCUUGCAUCAGCAGAUAUCACGCGGUGCUGGAAGGAGUCAUGUAAUUACACGUGUGGGAAUCCCCAGGCAGAGCCUUAUCUCAGUGUCUGAUGAAAUUCUCCCUCUAAAACUUGAAACUCUCUGGCAUGGAGUCAAGAUUCUCUGUGUGGACUUACUUGACUGUAUCAGUAUGUGUAACAGCUGCACUGGAAACCCCCACAACUUAGAACAAGGACCACCACCACUGAUUUCACCCUGAACUGUUUAAUGAAAUGAUAUUAUUUGACAAGCACAUAUAGAAUAUUGGAUGACUCAUAAUUAUAAAGUAGAUUAGGAAUUGUUUUAUUAGGGCUUUGAGUUGAAGUUUUGAAUUUCUCAGCAUUGAAGUGCAAUAUAUGGAACAGUUCACUGUGCCUAAAAGGAAGAUGAAACAUAUAAAUAAAUAAAAAAUAGAUGUAACUUACUGUCCUGUCAAAUUGCAGAGAAGACAGCAAAUUGUUUCUGUUUUCCUGCUCCACUCAUCAUAGUGUUCCUCAACCAGUGAAAAUGAAAUAAAAAAUUAUUUUGCUGUG
Chanos chanos (milkfish) is the source of this 3484-nucleotide messenger RNA. RefSeq names its product methylenetetrahydrofolate reductase (NAD(P)H) (gene mthfr). Gene Ontology annotation, biological process: tetrahydrofolate interconversion. Gene Ontology annotation, molecular function: methylenetetrahydrofolate reductase [NAD(P)H] activity; FAD binding. Gene Ontology annotation, cellular component: cytosol. The coding region runs from base 89 to 2059 and encodes 656 amino acids. Lineage: Eukaryota; Metazoa; Chordata; Actinopteri; Gonorynchiformes; Chanidae. The transcript is spliced from 12 exons. The record is from RefSeq and is a predicted model, not a curated record.